AAAGUUUCUGGUAAUACGAAUCUAGCUGGACGAUAUUGUAAUUAUUCCUUUCCACGAACUAGAUUAUCAAAGGCAGACAGAGAGACUCAACCUUCGAUAGCUCAGUUGGUAGAGCGGAGGACUGUAGGUGUGAAAUCUGAUAUCCUUAGGUCGCUGGUUCGAAUCCGGCUCGAAGGACUUUUUAUACUUAACUAAAAUGAUCAUAAUCGUUCUGGAAUAACCGCAAACAGACGACCGUGCCUCCAUCAAGCAAAUAUGAAGUCGAAACAAGCUUCCGUUUUAUUAUAGCUAUUUUCGUUAUGAACACAAUCAAGUGAUUUUGAUUAAUCUUGAUUAUUCGUCCCAUUGAACGAACCAACGUGUUACUACAUCUUAAAUUAGUGGUGGAGAUUGUGUUUAGAGAAAUAGUCUACUUUGCACCAUACGCUGCCAUUUCACUUUCUUCUUUCGUACACUGCCGGUUAGUGAACUAGGAAAAGCAGGAAAUGGUGUCGGCUAGACUUCCGCAUGAAACAAUGAACCAGUUGAACAACCUUGUCUAUGUCAUGUCUAAAUUACCCCCCAAAAAAGUUUGCGCUGAAGGAAAAAUAGGCGUGGACACGUGGUUAAAGCUACCGCCUUCAGCAAAUUAUUUGAACGAACAAUAGCGACAAUUUAUGCGCGAAGCCGAUGUGUAUGUACGUCUGAAAAUAACCACUUUAAAAAAAUAGUUUGUAUUCUUUUUGGUAGCUGUUGGGAAGUCGAUCGCUAGUUUGUAAAGCUGGUCGUUCGUUGUUAGUCGGCUGGGCAAAGCAGGGACGUGUUAAAGAGUGCUAUUUUGGUACUAUUACCUUACUGGUUUUAAGAAUCCGAAUAACACAAACUGGGCGAGAUGAAACGAAAAUCUUGAAAAGGACAAAAUAACUUUCAGACACUUUUCACCUCGCGUACAUUUUAGGCAAUCUGUACUGCAAGAUGCUCUAUUGAAUUUCACAUUGAAAUGCAUUUUUAUAGAAAGAAUUUGAUUCGCAGGCGUUCAGAUAUGCUGCUCGGUUAUCUAGUCAUAGCAGCAGCAAACGUUUUGUGCAUUUUGGUACCGGAGUGUGCCGCCGACGGGAUUCCGACCAUGGAGCCGCCGAAAUGGGCCGGAUUCCUGCGGGAAGUUCGGUCUAGGCUGGUGGAGUUUUCCAAGGAAACGCACGAGUACGUGGUGUCCGUCGUGGGGACCCGGGCGAUUGACACGUCGUUGGAGUGCAUUCAGGGGGUGAUCAGAGUGUUGUCAGAGGGAGCAGCCAGUGGGCUGAACGUUGUUGCUGUGUACGUCUCCGAGAUCUUCAGAGUAUUAGGAAUCCAGAUCCAACUGCCGUUUCAUCAAAUCACACCUGAAGGGGUGGCCUUUGUCGCUCAGUGGGCCCUGCUGGCUGUGAUUGGCUACUGGCUGCUGUCCCUGCUGCUGCGAUUGGUGGGUUCUGUGGUGAGGCGGGCCCUGUGGAUGCUGAAGCUGGGCGUGGCUCUCUGGCUGUUCGCGCUGAUCGUGGGCGAUGCAGACGCAGGGGUGGAGACCACAGCCCUGCGAUUGGCCGGGCUGGUGUUAGCCUGCGUGCUGAUGGGAGUGGGCGGGGCCAGAAGCCGCAGCCCUGACUCCGCCCACCUGGAGAAGCGCAUCAGAACCCUGGAGGGGAAGCUGAGAGAGGUGGAUCACAAGAGAGAGUGAGGGAGAACACACACACACUCACUCACACUCACUCACACACUCUCACACACUCUCACACACUCACACUCACACACUCUCACACACUCACUCUCAUAUACACACACACACACACACACACUCUCACACACUCUCACACACUCACUUUCAUACACACACACACACACACACACACGCACUCACACACACACACUCACUCUCAUACACACACACACACACACACACACACACACUACUCAGACACACACACUCACACACUCUCACACACUCUCACACACUCUCACACACUCUCACACACUCUCACACUCUCUCACACACACACACUCACUCGCACUCGCACACGCACGCACGCACGCACACACACGCACACACUCACACACGCGCACACACACACGCGCACACACGCACACGCACACGCACACGCUCACGCUCACACACACGCGCGCACACACACACCCAGGGAUGACACAGACCCACACACACAGCCAAUUCCAGCUUUUUUGGUCCACGACAGGAAAAAAACAAAAAAACAAAAUCUUGAUUUUUGUGUUUUCUUUUAAGAGUGGAUAUGUGUGUACAUUGUCAAACAACACCAAAGGCAUGACGGUAGAAUAAACUUUUUUAACAUAAA
This is a messenger RNA of Conger conger (European conger), 2321 nucleotides long. It is a transcript of the gene tmem109, whose product is annotated as transmembrane protein 109. Bases 980 to 1693 code for a protein of 237 amino acids. Gene Ontology annotation, biological process: cellular response to gamma radiation; intrinsic apoptotic signaling pathway in response to DNA damage by p53 class mediator. The record is from RefSeq and is a predicted model, not a curated record. Lineage: Eukaryota; Metazoa; Chordata; Actinopteri; Anguilliformes; Congridae. The transcript has 3 exons.